This is a messenger RNA of Bathycoccus prasinos, 1482 nucleotides long. Its product is annotated as DNA primase small subunit. The transcript has a single exon. The record is from RefSeq and is a predicted model, not a curated record. Bases 1 to 1482 code for a protein of 493 amino acids. Gene Ontology annotation, biological process: DNA replication, synthesis of primer. NCBI's taxonomy places the organism in Eukaryota, Viridiplantae, Chlorophyta, Mamiellophyceae, Mamiellales, Bathycoccaceae. Gene Ontology annotation, cellular component: alpha DNA polymerase:primase complex.
AUGACGACGACAAAAAACGAGACUUUGGGGGAAAGUGGUGAGAGAAAAGAAGAUGUGAAGCGACAAAAGCUCAUGGAAGAUGAUGAUGAUUUUGAAAAGAAUCAAGCAUUAGUAAAGGAAGAAGUGGUCGACGUGCACUCGUUAAUGCGUCCGUAUUACGCGCACAUUUUCCCUUCGAAACAACUCUUCGAGUGGCUUUCUUACGAAGGCGCGACGUCGUCGAAGGAAUCGCGAAAGGAUCAGCAACAAUUCAUCCAAAACAGAGAGUUUUGCUUCACCUUAAAAGGCGAGAUUUUCGUCCGGUACAACUCGUACCAAGACGAAAAGAGUUUACGGAAAGAUUUGAAAACCAAAGUCCCGGGCAAAAUCGAUAUCGGACCGGUGUUCUCGCACAACCCGAAGAACAGACUCGCGUACGGCGGGUCGUUUAAACCGGUGGAAAGAGAGUUGGUGUUUGAUAUCGACAUGACGGAUUACGACGACGUCCGGACGUGCUGCGACCAGGCGAAGAUUUGCCCAAAGUGUUGGCCUUUGAUGAAUUGCGCCGUGAAGGUUUUGGACGUGGGGUUGAGAGAGGAUUUUGGGUUUGAACAUAUUUUGUGGGUGUAUUCCGGGAGAAGAGGGAUUCACGCGUGGGUGUGCGAUGAAAGAGCGAGGAAGUUAUCGGACGAGGAGAGAAGCGCGGUGGCGGAAUACUUUUCCGUGUUUAAAGGCGUCGAAGGCGGCGGCGAGAAGAAGAAGACAAAUUUAAGUUUCGGGAGCGGGAAAAGGGCGUGGGGGGGGGGGAAGAUGCACCCGAGAUUGGAGGAGGCGUAUUGGAAGGUGUUGAAGCCGUUUUGGGAGAAGGAGUUUUUACCGGCGCAGAAACUCAUGGAAUCGAAGAAGCACUUCGAAACGAUUUUGAGCAUGAUUCCAGACGCGAACGUGAGGCAGAAAGCGGAGUUUGAUUUUAACACCAACAAGAUGCCGACGGUAUCGAGAGAUGGGGACGUCGACGUCAACACGUGGCGAUGGCAACGAAUCGUAAAAGCCGUGGAGGACGAGUUGAGAGGACCUAAAGUUAACUGGGAUUUGACGAGUUGCUUACAGAGGAUUAUCUUCUCUCACGUGUACCCUCGUUUGGACGCGGAAGUUUCCAAACACAUGAAUCACUUGCUCAAGGCGCCGUUUUGCGUCCACCCGAAAACCGGUCGCGUGUGCGUCCCGAUCGAUCCGGAAAACUGCGACGCGUUCGAUCCGUUUUCCUCGGACGCGCCGAAAGUGCACGAGUUGUUGCAAGAGUACAAAAAAUUUGGCGCGGAUGAAAACGCCGUCAAGAAAACCGCCAUGGGUAAAGCGUUGGAAACGUUCGAGAGGUGCUUCUGGUCGAAAUUGAAAGUCGCCAACGAGGAGGAGAAGAAGAAGAAGAUGAUGAUGAACAACAACAACGUGUUGAACGAGAGCAACAAAAAUUCCAACGCCGCCGCCGACAUGGAGUUUUAA